AUGAGCGCCGCGGACGUCUUCGCGUACCUGGAGACGGGCGCCGCCGUCGGCGGCCGGGACGCGGACGUCACGCGCGUCGAGCGCGGCGCGCGCACGACGCUCACGCGGGACGGCGAGCCCGUCGACGCCGCGUGGGCGAAACGCGCGUUCGAGACGGAGGGCGCGACCGUGCGGCUCCGGUGCCCCGCGGACUCCAACGAGCGCGUCCACGCGCUCUGCCGCUGCCUCGAGGACGAGUUCGGCUCGACCGUGGGCGCCAACAGCUACCUGACGCCCGGCGGCGCGGCCCAGGGCUUCGCGGCGCACUGGGACGACGUCGACGUCUUCGUGCUCCAGACCGAGGGCUCCAAGACGUGGCAGAUCUUCGCGCCGGACGCCGACGACCUGAAGCUGCCGCGCGUCUCCAGCCAGGACUUCGACGACGAGGCCCUCGACGCCCUCUACGGGACCCUGCGCGCCGAGGUCACGCUCGACCCGGGCGACGUGCUCUACCUGCCGCGGGGCUUCGUGCACCGCGCGGCCACGGGCGCCGCGCCGAGCCUCCACGUCACGCUGUCGGCCCACCGCGCCAACGCGUGGAUCGACCUCCUCGAGCGCCUCCUGCCCAAGGCCCUCGAGAGCGCGCAGCGCGGCGACUGCGGCCUCCGCAAAGCGCUCCCGCGCGACUACGCGCACUUCCUCGGCGUCGCGCACGCCGGCGACGACGGCGACGACGACGACGAGCCCGCGGACGACGACGACGACGACGACGACGGCGACGACGACGACGACGACGACGACGGCAGCGUCGCCGAGGUCGCGGCCGUCGCGUACGACGGUGAGAUCCCCCGGGGCGCGCGCGCGCAGCGGCGCCGCCGCGCGGACUUCGCGCGCGAGGCCGCGGCGAAGCUCAAGGAGGUCCUCGCGCACGCCCUCGCGGCCCUCGACGACGCCGCCGACGACCUCGCGGCCGACUUCGUCGCCGAGAAGCUGCCGCCGCCGACGCCCGCGGCCGCGGCGCCGCCGGUCGCGGCGUCGUCGCGCGUCUACGCGGCGAACCGCCGCGACGCGCGGCUCUGCCUCGCGCCCGACGGCCGCGUCUUGCUCUACCACGCGCGCGCGAACGCGGUCCAGCACCGCGCGCGGCCCGUCGCGUGCCUCGAGUUCGAGGCCGACGACGCGCCCGCGCUCGAGGCGCUCCUCGCGACGCACCCGGCGCGGCCCGCGCUCGUGUCGUCGCUGCCCCACGACGGCGGCGACGACGACCGCGUCGGCGUCGCCGAGGCCCUCGUCGCCGAGGGGCUCCUCGUCGUCGCCGAGAACCACCGCGGCGGCGACGACUCGGGGGACAGCGACGACUCGGAGGACGAGUAA
Molecule: messenger RNA, 1353 nt
Organism: Aureococcus anophagefferens
Lineage: Eukaryota; Pelagophyceae; Pelagomonadales; Pelagomonadaceae
Exons: 1
Coding region: 1-1353 (450 amino acids)
Cellular component (GO): nucleolus
Molecular function (GO): histone H3K36 demethylase activity; histone H3K4 demethylase activity
Source: RefSeq, a predicted model, not a curated record